Molecule: messenger RNA, 1602 nt
Organism: Mytilus trossulus (common blue mussel)
Lineage: Eukaryota; Metazoa; Mollusca; Bivalvia; Mytilida; Mytilidae
Product: rho-associated protein kinase 1-like
Exons: 3
Coding region: 71-1267 (398 amino acids)
Biological process (GO): regulation of apoptotic process
Source: RefSeq, a predicted model, not a curated record
UUAGCAAAAUAUGGUCUCAAAAUACAAUAAUUAUGACCUUGGUAUACUAUACAUGUUUGUGCAAUAAACCAUGCAGUCUUGUUGUCUUCGGUUUCAAAAACGAAAUUAUAUGUCGUCCGACCACCAGCAAUCUAAAAUGGAACCCAUAGAAUCAAAAUGCAUAACGAAGAAUUUAUUAUUUAUCAAAGACAAUAUCACACAAUUAGAGAAAAUCAUGGAUAAACUUAUAGAGGAUGAUUGUCUUGGAAUGGACGAAAGAGCUGAUAUUUUGUCUGCCAAGAGGACAGAUAAGCAAUGUCAUAAGCUUCUUGAUAUUUUACUAAAGCGAGGCGGUAAUUCUUACACAUCAUUCAUAGAGGCUUUAGAAGUAUCGGGGAAUCAUCACGUGGCUACGCGAAUACAACAUAAAGACUUACAGAAAGCAGAUGCAUAUCAACUUGCAGACGACACAAGCUUUUUGCACGUGAAAGAAGAUACAUUUACAGUUAAUGGAAAGGUUGAGUUUGAAGAAGCUGAGGUGAUCCAGCUCUAUGAGGAAAAAGAAAUGUAUUUAGAAAGAGUCAAAGAACUGGAAGUCAGCUGUACGCUUUUACAGAAUGAAAAUUAUCUGAAAGAACACAAAAUUGACAAGCUGAAUCAGGACGUACGACUUUUAAAGCAAAAUGUCCAACAGAAGUAUGAUGAGAUAGACAAUGUCGACGAGACAUGCGUAGAACAUCUCCGGAAGUUGGAUCAAGUUGAGGCUCAGUGUAAAACGCUAGAGGAGGAAAACGCUCAUUUAAAAAUAGUUCAAAGAAAUCUACAGGAAACUAUCAGCGAUAAAGAAGUUACAAUGAAGAAUUUGAAUCAAGAGAGAGAGUUUUAUAAAAAGCAGAUGAACAUUCUUCAAACUGAUCUGAGACAGUUACAGAAUGAAAGUGCAGAAAAAGACGCAAGGAUUCAAACACUGAAUGAGCAGAUACGAGAACUUAAAAUUGAUCUUCAGAAUACCCGCCAAGCCAUGGACAAAGCGGCGACUGAAUCACGCGUUGCUAUGGAACAAUUGAAAACCGAUCAUAGCAAUCGAUUUAAUCAGCUAGACAAUAAGCUCGAUUGCGUCUUAAAAAUGUUGAAAACAACAAAGAUGGGUGAUGGAAACGUUUUAAAAUCAGCAGAUGUAAAUAAGAAUACAAGGAAACAAAGCAUAGGGUCACACAAAUCUGAGAAUCGUCCGGGUACUAAUGCUUCCAAAAAUAAACCGGGUACCAAUCGUAAUCAAAAGAUUUAAGCAUUCUCCUGUACAAUGUCAUGACGAGUGAGCGUGUUAUAUAUCUGUUUUAUUUAUUAUACUUGUCUGAGAAAAAAAUCCUUGUUAUAUCAAGGUAUAAACACAUAGGUCUUUUUUCUGAGACAAGUGCCUGUGUUAUAUUAAGGUAUAUAGGAAUGUUUGGUUUUUUUCUGAGACAAGUGCCUGUGGACUGAUUUUAAUAAAUUAAUUUCUUUAAAAAAUUCCUUCAUGAGAUUAAUUGUAUCGUUAACAUAUAUUUUAUAUUUGUCAUCAAGUCGAAAACAGUGGUUAAAAAUUAUUUGGAGGGAUACUGCUGCUUGUGCGAAAUCAUUGUA